AUGCACUCGUUAUUACUUCGCCUUCACGUGACUAAUGCUGGAUUCUCAUCAGCAAGAAGAGCAGAAGCAAGCUUUCCAUGUAGGCAGCAUGCAGUCGUAGAGGUCCGCAGGCGGUGUGUCUGUUCAGCUCAGGCUCAGGCUGAUGUGGAGACACUGCCACCCUUGAGCGCCUGGGUGGAGCAGCGUGGCCUGCCCUUGAAAAAGCUGAAUGUAAGGCCGGAGAUUGUGGAGGGCGAUCUCUGCCUCGUGGUCUCCAAGCCGACAAAGAAGGGGCAACCGCUGGUGGCAGUGCCUUCCAGCGCCUGGCUCACACAGCAGGUUGUCCGCUCCUCAAGCAUUGGCUCGCUCGUCGAGGAUCUGGAGCCGUGGCUGCAGAUUGCUCUGUUCCUCCUGCACGAGCGCAGCAAGCCAGAUGCAGCCUGGCAGGGCUUCCUGGACAGCAUACCAGCUGCGCCUGACGUCCCCCUUUUCUGGAGCGAGGAAGAGCUCUCACAGCUUGAAGGGACGCAGCUCCUGUCUUCCGUGCAAGGAUACAGGCAGUUUUUCGAAGCCAAGUAUGCCGAGCUUGAGGAGCAGCUGUUUGCGCCGCACCGCGAAGCCUUCCCGCCCAAGUCACACCAGCUUGACGAUUUCCUGUGGGCUGUGGCCACCGUCCGGUCCCGGGUGCACUCGCCGCUCGAUGGGGAAGACGUGGCCCUCGUGCCCCUUGCAGACCUGGUGCAGCACAGGAAGCUGCAGGGGGCGAGGUGGCAGCUGCAGCUGGCGGGGGGUCUCUUCAGCAAGGCACAGGCACUGGUGGUGGAGGCACAGAGGGACUAUGCCGAGGGGGAGGUGGUCACCAUGGACUUUGGGGCCCCCCUGACUGAGGAGGAUCAGGAGAAGCUGGACAGCCAAGUGCUACUGGACUAUGGGGCACUGGAUGCAGACCGUCCGCAGGCUGACCCUGGGGUGGUACAGGGUGGGUUCAUUCUGAGCCUGGCGCUCCCGGAGGAUGACAAAUACUAUGAUGACAAGGCGGACAUCCUAGAACUGAAUGGGCUGUCGGAGGCCGCCUCGUUCGUCCUGCGUGCCAACGAGGAGCCUUCAGAGCAGUUGCUUGGCUUCCUGCGCCUCCUCAACCUCUCAGGGCAGGACGCGUUCCUGCUGGAACCGCUGUUCCGGAACGAGGCGUGGGGCCACAUGUUGGCGCCAGUGAGUGAGGCGAACGAGCGCGCGGUGUACGAGUCCAUGAUGGAGGGCUGCCGCGCCGCGCUGCAGGGUUACGCCACCAGCAUCGACGACGAUCUGCGUGCCCUGAGGGACACCCAGCCCGGCACGCGCCUUGAAAAGGCCAUCCUGGUGAGGCUGGGCGAGAAGGAGACUCUGGAUGCCACUCUAGCUUUCUUUGAGGACCGUUAUGACAGACUUGCUACUCUGGAAUUCUAUCAGGAGCGAAGAUUGAAGCGGCUUGGCCUAUUGGACGAUGAUGGCGGCUCAACGUAUGAUUCUUUCUUUGUUGACGGCAUUGCUUGA
Messenger RNA from Coccomyxa subellipsoidea C-169, 1512 nucleotides. RefSeq names its product SET domain-containing protein. Gene Ontology annotation, biological process: peptidyl-lysine monomethylation. The transcript is spliced from 7 exons. Bases 1 to 1512 code for a protein of 503 amino acids. The record is from RefSeq and is a predicted model, not a curated record. Lineage: Eukaryota; Viridiplantae; Chlorophyta; Trebouxiophyceae; Coccomyxaceae. Gene Ontology annotation, molecular function: protein-lysine N-methyltransferase activity.